CUCAUUUUGCGAUAGCAUCAUAUAUUAGAGAUACAAACAUAUUGCUGAUAUUGAUAAGAUAAUAAUGAAAUAUUAUUCGUGUUUGUUUGUUUUGACCAUUUGUCUGUAUUGUGAAGCUAAGUAUUUUGCAACGAGAUGUGAUUUAGUCCAUGAACUGAGGAAGCAAGAAUUUCCUGAAGAUAAAAUGGCGGAUUGGGUAUGUUUAAUAGACAGUGAGAGCGCUCGCCACACAGACAUCGUGUCCAAACCGAACAGGAACGGUUCAAGAGACCAUGGAUUAUACCAGAUAAAUGAUAAUCUAUGGUGCAGUAAUACUACAGUUCCUGGAAAAGGCUGCCAUGUCACUUGUGCUGAUAUCGUAACGGAUGAUAUCACGAAGGCGUCGAUUUGCGCGAAAAAAAUCUUCAGGCGCCAAGGUUUCCUCGCGUGGCACGGGUGGGAAAAACGUUGUCAGGGUACAUUACCUGAUAUAAGCAAUUGUUAAGACUUCAAUAAUAUUUUGUAUAUUAAAUAAUG
Helicoverpa armigera (cotton bollworm) is the source of this 516-nucleotide messenger RNA. Its product is annotated as lysozyme. The transcript is spliced from 3 exons. The coding region runs from base 65 to 484 and encodes 139 amino acids. Gene Ontology annotation, molecular function: lysozyme activity. NCBI's taxonomy places the organism in Eukaryota, Metazoa, Arthropoda, Insecta, Lepidoptera, Noctuidae. The record is from RefSeq and is a predicted model, not a curated record.